Eimeria mitis is the source of this 564-nucleotide messenger RNA. RefSeq lists its product as uncharacterized. The record is from RefSeq and is a predicted model, not a curated record. Bases 1 to 564 code for a protein of 187 amino acids. Lineage: Eukaryota; Apicomplexa; Conoidasida; Eucoccidiorida; Eimeriidae. The transcript has 3 exons.
AUGCCGUGGGUGAUGCAGCAAACGCCGCAGAUAUGUUCCUCUGGUGACUCCAUAUAUCUCUCCCCAGCACGAAGUGAUGAGACUGUGCGACUCCCAGCGCCCCCAACGGUAUUUCAUUUUCUAUGCUCAGAGGAGGAGAAACUGGGUCCCAUAGAAAGCGGAGCGCUCAGGCUCCCAUGCGGUGCAGAGGCACUGAAGGGAGCGGCGGUGAUAUGCAUCUGCUCCGUCAUGAAGGUCUGUCUGGUAAAGACCUCAGUGUUGGUGAAGUCGAUCCAGUUAACACCCGAGGAACAGCAGCAGCGGGCAAACAAAAGUUCUCAGGUGUACACAGUAACAAAGAGCUACAGGCGGGCAGGGUAUCCGCUGGCUGCUGAGCGCACAGCACCACCGCACGCAUCCCCUGCGCAGCUCCAAGCUUCGCUCCAAGGUUUUCUCCGCGACGGAGUUGGGUGGUUUGCGGAGUCUUUUGAAGAACUGAAGAAAAUUCAAGAAGAAGACGGCCAAGGAAGCUCAGCAAGAGGCUCUCGAGCAGGCAUCGAUGGCCAUAGGCAAGUGCUUUACUAG